AUGGCAUAUGAUUACUAUAUGCCUACAUGGGCAAACAAUACAGGGGCACAUGCUGCUUUGUAUGAUCCAGCAAGUGAUCAAGAUACUGAUUAUGGUAUAAAUGCGUGGAUUAAUGAUGGAUUAGCAGCCAACAAGAUGAUUUUGGGGUUGCCUUUCUAUGGCUAUGCAUGGACACUAGUGAACCCAAAUGACAGUGCAAUUGGUGCACCUGAAAAAGGUCCAGCCAAAACCAAAGAUGGGUCGAUGAAAUAUAAAGACAUCAACAGUUACAUUCAGAGGAAUGGAGCUGUUUCAAUGUACAAUGCAACUUAUGUGGUGAAUUACUGCACUAUCGGAUCAACUUGGAUUGGUUUUGAUGAUGUUGAGGCUGUCAAAAUUAAGGUUGCUUAUGCGAAAGAGGAGAAUUUACUAGGUUACGUUGUGUGGCAAGCGCCUAAUGAUGACAAUUGGGUGCUCUCUCAAGCUGCUCAGGAGGUUGGUAAGGAUCAUAAAAACAAGCUACGCUUGUUAAUAAUAUUGCUUACAACUGGAGCAUCUGCUAUUCUCCUACUAAGUGCCUUGAUUUGGAACGGGGACAAACACAAUCAUUCAAAGUCUAAACUAGGAAUUAGUAUGACGGCUGUUGGAGGUAAUAAUGCUCCUAAUUUGCAAGUAUUUAGUCUUGGUGACAUUGAAGUAGCAACAAACAAGUUUUCAUUUGAAAAUAAGCUGGGAGAGGGUGGAUAUGGCCCUGUAUACAAGGGUACAUUACAGAAGGGACUAAAAAUAGCGGUGAAAAGGCUUUCGAAGACUUCUACACAAGGAUUUGAAGAAUUCAAAAAAGAGGUUAUGCUUACGGCAAAGCUGCAACAUCUAAAUCUGGUAAGAGUUCUGGGAUUCUGCACUGAGAAAGAAGAACAGAUGCUGGUCUACGAAUACAUGGCGAACAAAAGCUUGGAUUACUACAUCUAUGGUAAGCAUAAUUUGAUGGUUCAAAUAAAUUUUUCUGAAAAAGUUGUGCAAUUCUACAUGGGGGUUGCACUUUAG
Messenger RNA from Cornus florida, 1026 nucleotides. Its product is annotated as G-type lectin S-receptor-like serine/threonine-protein kinase At1g11303. Gene Ontology annotation, molecular function: protein kinase activity; ATP binding. The record is from RefSeq and is a predicted model, not a curated record. Gene Ontology annotation, biological process: carbohydrate metabolic process; protein phosphorylation. The transcript has 4 exons. The coding region runs from base 1 to 1026 and encodes 341 amino acids. Lineage: Eukaryota; Viridiplantae; Streptophyta; Magnoliopsida; Cornales; Cornaceae.